GAGAAUGCAAAACAUAUGCGGAAUGCAAGUUUCAUAAUCAGGAGUUUUAGAUAACUGACGCUAUUACUACAAGUACUCCAUUAAACAAACUAGGCAGUAACCAAGAACAGAAUGCAGCUGAAACUGAAUUUAAUUGCCGCGGCCAGUGAAAACAUGGGAAUAGGAAUUAAUGGAGAUUUACCUUGGCGUCUCAAGAGUGAGAUGGCAUUUUUUACCCGCAUGACGACAAAUACCAAGGAUCCAAAUAAGAAAAAUGUAGUGCUGAUGGGACGACGAACCUGGGAAUGUAUUCCAAAAAAAUAUAAGCCGCUACGGAAACGAAUCAACAUGGUUUUGAGUACUCAGACUUUGCAUUUGAAAGAUGAGGCAAUACCUUGCAAAAGCAUUUCAGAUGCUUUAAGUAAGAUCUCGAAAGCACCUUUGAAGGACGUAGUGGAAAGCAUUUGGGUGAUAGGUGGCAGCUCUGUGUAUAGGGCUGCGAUGGAAUCUCCUAAUUUCCAUCGACUAUAUCUAACAAAAGUAUUGAAGCAUUUUGACUGUGAUACCUUUUUCCCAGAGAUACCAAAUAAUUUUGCCUUGACAAGUGAUCCAGAAGUGCCAAAAGAUACUCAAGAAGAAAAUGGAAUCAGUUUCAAGUACUUGGUAUACCAAAGGAAUUAAUACUAUAUCAUAAACUUUACUAAACUAUCUCACAGUUUUAAAAUUAUACACAUUAUACAAUAUGAACAUUUUUAAAUAAAUUAAAUGAAAUAUAAACUUUAAAAGAUUUAA
This is a messenger RNA of Orussus abietinus, 771 nucleotides long. It is a transcript of the gene Dhfr, whose product is annotated as dihydrofolate reductase. Bases 112 to 660 code for a protein of 182 amino acids. Gene Ontology annotation, cellular component: mitochondrion. The record is from RefSeq and is a predicted model, not a curated record. Gene Ontology annotation, molecular function: dihydrofolate reductase activity; NADP binding. Gene Ontology annotation, biological process: folic acid metabolic process; glycine biosynthetic process; tetrahydrofolate biosynthetic process. NCBI's taxonomy places the organism in Eukaryota, Metazoa, Arthropoda, Insecta, Hymenoptera, Orussidae. The transcript is spliced from 6 exons.